Molecule: messenger RNA, 1380 nt
Organism: Trichoderma reesei QM6a
Lineage: Eukaryota; Fungi; Ascomycota; Sordariomycetes; Hypocreales; Hypocreaceae
Exons: 4
Coding region: 25-1380 (451 amino acids)
Biological process (GO): tRNA splicing, via endonucleolytic cleavage and ligation
Cellular component (GO): nucleus; mRNA cleavage factor complex
Molecular function (GO): ATP hydrolysis activity; polynucleotide 5'-hydroxyl-kinase activity
Source: RefSeq, a predicted model, not a curated record
CUCUCUUUAUGUAGGUAGGCGGCCAUGUCCAUUCCCGGCCUUGGGCAGAUCCCGGUACAGGCGGCCGUUUCCUCGACGCGAACCAUCUCCCUCCGCCCGGCGUGGGAAUGGCGAUUCCAGGUGCCCGCUGGCGGCUCCAUCACCGUCAAGGUGCUCUCCGGCACCGCUGAAAAGGACGGCGUCGAGCUGCCGCUGCGCAAUGCCUACACCUUCUCCGGCAUCAAGUCCAAGAUCCUCACCUGGCACGGCUGCGAGCUGGAGGUGGAGGGCCGAUGCGACCGCGACUCCGUGGCCGAGUACCCUAACCCGGUCGCCAAUCCGGCCACUUCACACAUCAACCUGCAUGCGCGGCUGAGCGACAUGCGCGUCGACGCCACACGGCAGCGGCGGGAGGGCCCCAGAGUGCUGGUUGUCGGGCCGCCCAACUCGGGCAAGACGACGCUGGUCAAGACGCUGACGAGCUAUGCCACGCGCCAGGGAUACCAGGUGAUUACGGUCAAUGCGGAUCCCAGGGAGGGCAUGCUGAGCCUGGCGGGGACGCUGAGCGCGAGCGUCUUUGCGACGGUCAUGGACCCCGAGGCGGUGGACGGCUGGGGGUCGACGCCGACGAGCGGGCCGAGCACGGUGCCCGUGAAGCUGCCCAUGGUGUUUCACUACGGGAGGGAGUCGCCGGAGGAGGACGAGGACUUUUACCGCGAGCUCGUGGCGAGGCUGGCGGGGGCCGUGAGUGGGCGGCUGAGCGAGGAUGAGGAGGUCCGGGGCUCGGGGGUGAUUGUGGACAGCAUGGGCAUCAGCGAGGGUGGGCAGGUCGGAAUGGAUCUGGUUGCGCAUAUCGUCGAUGAAUUUUCCAUCAACAUAGUGGUGGUCAUUGGAUCGCCCAAGAUCCAUGCCGACCUUACGACCCGGUUUGCGAGCGAAAAGACGAGCCUUGGGGAACAAAUACAGGUGGUUGCGCUGGACAAAUCAGAUGGCGUCGUCGAGAGGGACGAGGCCUUUCUGCAGCACUCUCGCGAGGCUGUUAUCAAAGAAUACUUUUUUGGGGACGCAAAGAGGACGCUGAGUCCGCAGAUUCAGCAGGUUGAUUUCGACGCCCUGACCAUUUACAAGCUGGCAGACUAUUCACCCGAUGAGAAGCAGAGCUUGGUGACGGAAGAGCCGUCAUCGCUCAUGCAGCACUGGACCUUUGCGGUGAUGAACGCCUCGGUGCGUGACAGUCCGGACGUGGUGCGCGCGGCCAGCGUGCUGGGCUUUGUAUACGUGGCCGACGUCGACGAGGACAGGCGCAAGAUUAAGAUUUUGGCCCCGGUGAGCGGGAGGCUGGGGGACAGGCCGCUGGUCUGGGGGCGGUGGCCGGAGCCGUACAUUAAUCUGUUGGGAUAG